Messenger RNA from Zerene cesonia (dogface butterfly), 689 nucleotides. RefSeq names its product 39S ribosomal protein L20, mitochondrial (gene mRpL20). Gene Ontology annotation, cellular component: ribosome. Gene Ontology annotation, molecular function: rRNA binding; structural constituent of ribosome. Gene Ontology annotation, biological process: ribosomal large subunit assembly; translation. The record is from RefSeq and is a predicted model, not a curated record. The coding region runs from base 166 to 642 and encodes 158 amino acids. Lineage: Eukaryota; Metazoa; Arthropoda; Insecta; Lepidoptera; Pieridae. The transcript has a single exon.
AAAUCGUAUGUCACUUGUCAAUGAUUGAGGUUAUGUUCUAUGUAAAAGUUCAGAUAGCAUAUUUUUUUAAUGUAAAUAAAAGAAAUUUGUAUAUCUAUUCUAAGCUAGCAAGUUAAAAAAGGGAAAAUAGCUUAGUAAAUUUAGCUACUUUAAUAUUUAUUUAAAAUGGUAUUUUUAAACGUUGUAAAUCUGGUAAGAUGUCGUGGACCAGACGAAUUUUGGAGAAAGAGGAAGAUAUUCAGGUUGGCAGCGCAUUAUAUCGGUCGUCGCCGAAACUGUUAUUCUGUAGCUGUACGAAAUGUCCAUCGUGCCUUGGUUUAUGCUACAAAAGCACGUCAAUUAAAAAAACAGGAUAUGAAAGCCCUUUGGGAUACACGAAUAACGGCUGCUUGUGAGCAACAUAAUAUGACAGAGUUUUCUUUAAGAGAAGGCCUUGACCGCGCAAAUAUUAUGCUGGACCGUAAAUCUUUGUCUGAUUUAGCUUCAUGGGAACCAAAAACAUUUGAAUGCCUUGCUGCAGUAGCAAAGGAAAAACUACGGCUUGAUGGAUUCAUUGAUAAUAUGGAUAAAAGGGAACCAACCGGAGUAGACUUAAACCUUAAAGAUGUAAUGUUGGAAGCAUGGUUAAAAGAAAGAAAGUAGAUUGUCAACAUUUUAUUAGUCUUAGUUAUAAGAAUAAAUAGUUAAUA